UAAUGGAGCAAUUCAUUCAACAGCACAGACUUGAGGAUGCAAUACUAAACAACGGAUUGGAUCAACCCGAGGAAAUCCUUACUAAACCAAUGCCUGAAGUCCAAAGAGUACUCAAGAUCACCAAAGCAGACUGCAACACACUCUAUUCAGCCGCAUCCUCCGAAAUCUACGAUUGGAGGAAGCGACACCAGACAGUAGAUGACCUUUCGGAAUCAACAAUUCAACUUGGUGAUCCUGGCUUUGAUAAGAUGUUAGGAGGUGGAAUCCUACUAGGUUCAGUAACAGAAAUAGUAGGAGAAAGGUAAAGUAAAUCAAACAAAAGAAAGAUGUGUAAAUGAAAUCAAUUGAGUAUAUGCUUAUGGGCUAUACAU
Phycomyces blakesleeanus NRRL 1555(-) is the source of this 371-nucleotide messenger RNA. RefSeq lists its product as hypothetical. The record is from RefSeq and is a predicted model, not a curated record. NCBI's taxonomy places the organism in Eukaryota, Fungi, Mucoromycota, Mucoromycetes, Mucorales, Phycomycetaceae. The annotation marks the transcript as partial. The transcript has 2 exons.